Molecule: messenger RNA, 1198 nt
Organism: Ricinus communis (castor bean)
Lineage: Eukaryota; Viridiplantae; Streptophyta; Magnoliopsida; Malpighiales; Euphorbiaceae
Product: 3-isopropylmalate dehydratase small subunit 1
Exons: 2
Coding region: 68-832 (254 amino acids)
Molecular function (GO): hydro-lyase activity
Source: RefSeq, a predicted model, not a curated record
CAAAACAAACCAAAACCUACUUCAGUAACACAGAAAGACUCUCUUCUUCAUUUCUGUCAACCAGAAAAUGGCGGCUUCUUCUUCUACAAUCUCUCUCUCACAAAGCCCUAAACUCUCCGUCGCCACCACUUCCAACCCCUCUCUCUCUCACUCUCUCUUCUCUUCACGCGCUCUCAGAUUCCCUUCAAUCUCGCUGACCACCAGACCCCUCUCUCUCCGCUUGUCACCUCUCCUCGCUCCACGCGCCGCCGCCGCCUCCUCUUCCAACUUGAACUCCAACUCUACCACCUUCCACGGUCUCUGCUAUGUCGUCGGAGACAACAUAGACACCGACCAAAUCAUCCCCGCCGAAUACCUAACCCUAGUCCCAUCAAAUCCAGCCGAAUACGAAAAACUCGGUUCGUAUGCCCUAAUUGGUCUACCAGCAUCAUACAAGACCAGGUUUAUGGAACCAAACGAGAUGAAAACGAAAUACACAAUCGUGAUUGGAGGCGAUAAUUUCGGGUGCGGAUCGUCACGUGAGCAUGCGCCAGUGGCACUAGGAGCAGCCGGAGUAGCUGCGGUGGUUGCGGAGUCUUAUGCCAGAAUAUUCUUUAGGAAUUCGGUAGCAACAGGAGAGAUAUAUCCGUUAGAAACGGAAGUGAGGAUAUGUGAGGAGUGUAAAACUGGGGAUGUGGUCACUAUUGAGUUAGCUGAGAACCGUUUGAUCAAUCAUACGACUGGGAAAGAAUAUAAGUUGAAGCCUAUUGGUGAUGCUGGUCCCGUUAUUGAAGCUGGUGGGAUUUUUGCCUAUGCUAGGAGUACUGGCAUGAUUCCUUCACAAUCUGCUUAAAUAUCUCAGAAAUUUUGUACUAUGAACAUCACUGCCAGAAUUCAUAGACUAGUGUCGCGAAGCUUUCAUAUUCAUGUGCAGAGCAUCUCAUUGGAACCUCUUUAUGAUUGGCUGUUGCAGAAUGCAUCAUGGGCUAGGUGGCGAUGCAUGUGUUGCAUAUUGCUUUAAUAGUUGGUAUUUAGUUUCUUCUAUUUCUCUAGUUGUUAUGUUGCAGCAGUGAUGUCAAAAUUAAAUAAUAAAUAUGGAUGUUUUAGAGUUUAAUCCUGGAGAGUAUUACCUAUGUAUUUACCAUGUAUGUGCUUAUACCGUCGAUAUUUUAUUGUUCAUUGCUAGAAUGAAUUAAAAAGGCUUGGCACUUUAUUUAAA